CAUUAACAUCCAUCACAGUCUUGUCUGCUCUAACUCUGUCCUUACUCAUAUGCCAUUGUACUUCUCAAAUCACAAAAAAAUAAAGGUUUUAGUCUAGACAAGUACAAGAACUAGAAGUGGCUUUUAACCAUGAUUUGUAAGAGAGCACACUUGGGUGGUCUGGUUCGAUGUCUGCGAUUUGGUUCUUUUCAAUCCAAGGUUGGUUGUCUUGUGAACUCUGCGAAGAGUUGGUACACAUCUCAGGCCUCAUCAUCUUCACAGCAAGAGCCAGAAUCACCUGAUUAUAGUGAGGAUGGGUAUGCUGAUGUGGAUUGGGAUAAUCUUGGAUUUGGUCUCGUGCCUACCGAUUACAUGUACAUGAUGAAAUGCAGUAAAGAUGAUGAUAAGUUUGAACAAGGACAAGUUUGUCGGUUCAGGAACAUUGAGCUUAACCCUGCAGCUGGAGUCCUAAAUUAUGGACAGGGAUUGUUUGAAGGCACAAAAACAUAUAGAAAAGAAGAUGGGCGGCUUCUCCUAUUCCGUCCUGAUCGAAAUGCGUUACGGAUGAAAUUAGGUGCUGAAAGAAUGUGCAUGCCUUGCCCUUCUGUUGAUCAAUUCGUCGAUGCUUUGAAACAAACCGCGCUCGCUAACGAGCGUUGGGUUCCUCCGCCGGGAAAAGGGUCCCUCUACAUGAGGCCUCUUCUGAUAGGAACCGGCGCAAUUCUGGGUUUAGCACCGGCACCUGAAUAUACAUUCUUUGUAUAUGGUUCUCCUGUUGGCAAUUACUUCAAGGGAGGCUUGGCACCUUUGAACUUGUAUGUGGAAGAAGAGUUUUCUCGUACCUCUAGCGGUGGCACUGGAGGUGUAAAAGCCAUCUCGAAUUAUGCUCCAGUUUUGAAAGCGCUUGGCAGAGCGAAAAGCAGAGGAUUUUCAGAUGUCUUGUAUCUUGACUCCGCAAAUAAAAAAUAUUUGGAAGAAGCCUCCGCCUGCAACAUUUUCCUUGUAAAGGGUAAUGUUAUUUCUACUCCUGCUACAAAUGGAACUAUUCUAGCCGGAGUCACUCGAAGAAGCAUGAUCGAAAUUGCUCAUGAUCUUGGCUACCAGGUAGAGGAAAGGGACAUUGCAAUAGAUGAAUUGAUCGAUGCUGACGAAGUUUUUUGCACCGGAACUGCUGUCGUUGUGGCUCCUGUAGGCAGCAUCACAUAUCAGGAUAGACGAAUUGAGUUCAGAACAGGUGCUGGGUGUGUAUGUUGGGGACUGUACUCAAAUCUUGUAGGAAUUCAAAGGGGUCUGAUCGAGGAUAAGAGGGGCUGGACCAUAGAAAUUGAUACAUCAAAGCUUAACAGUUGUGUUUUGCUUUAAUCCUUCACAUGUAAAUGUGUUGUGUUGCUUGUUUAGUGUUAUUGCAAAGUAUCAGUUUGGUUGUAAGAAUGUUAUGUUUUGAUUAUAACAAACGUUCCUUCAUUGGUUCAAAAAAAGGAAUAAUGUUAUGUUA
This is a messenger RNA of Tripterygium wilfordii, 1474 nucleotides long. Its product is annotated as branched-chain-amino-acid aminotransferase 2, chloroplastic-like. Gene Ontology annotation, molecular function: branched-chain-amino-acid:2-oxoglutarate transaminase activity. The record is from RefSeq and is a predicted model, not a curated record. The coding region runs from base 130 to 1341 and encodes 403 amino acids. Lineage: Eukaryota; Viridiplantae; Streptophyta; Magnoliopsida; Celastrales; Celastraceae. Gene Ontology annotation, biological process: branched-chain amino acid metabolic process. The transcript is spliced from 9 exons.